Messenger RNA from Dicrocoelium dendriticum, 297 nucleotides. NCBI's taxonomy places the organism in Eukaryota, Metazoa, Platyhelminthes, Trematoda, Plagiorchiida, Dicrocoeliidae. The record is from the annotation of a GenBank genome assembly.
AUGGAGUCUGACGGUGUUAUUGUUGAACCUGCUCACCCUGUUUCUGAGGACAAUGUUUCAAAAGUUGACGAUUUAAAGCGAAGGUCUAAAGGUGAUGAUACUGAGAAUGGCGAUGCUACGUCAAACAGUCAGACCGAAGAGCUGAUCGUUAAGAAAGCUAAAGUUGUGGACAUUCCCGAGAAAUUGCUGAUGGUCCCGAUCAAAGCGGUGAUAAAGAAGACAGCAACGGGACUACGGAAUCUAAGGUCUCCGAUGCUGAUGAACACGACGAAGAAACCAAAGCAGAGGAUGAACUGA